Messenger RNA from Filobasidium floriforme, 2001 nucleotides. RefSeq names its product putative transporter. Gene Ontology annotation, cellular component: fungal-type vacuole membrane. The coding region runs from base 331 to 1920 and encodes 529 amino acids. Gene Ontology annotation, biological process: transmembrane transport. The record is from RefSeq and is a predicted model, not a curated record. The transcript has 5 exons. NCBI's taxonomy places the organism in Eukaryota, Fungi, Basidiomycota, Tremellomycetes, Filobasidiales, Filobasidiaceae. Gene Ontology annotation, molecular function: transmembrane transporter activity.
CAAAAGACUGGGAUCCUCCAACCGCAGCCGCACUCUUUCCGACGAGAGAGAUGUCGAUGUGCAGGUUGAUAUUAUUAUUACCAAAGUCACAUCAUCGGAAUGCUCUCCUAACGACCGCGACCGACCUCUUUGCGAACGAGAUUCGGGAAAAUAUAAAUAUAGAUCAGACUUGAUACUUGAUACUGAAUCGGACGGACAGGAAGCCGCUAUCACGACCCGUCUCAGAAUCAACAACUGACAAGAAACAAGAGACACGCAUAGUAAUCAGACGAGGUCCCUUGAAUUCGAAUUCGCUGAUCUAUCACUGGGUGGCAAGUUCGACGACCCCACAUGCACGACCACCCUGAACGACGGUACGAAGGGCCGGAGGAGAAGGAAGAUGAGAGCCUCUACGCCACCGAGACGAGGACGACGACGGCGACCUCUCUGGACGAAAAGACACGCCCACGCCCACGCUCGCAAUCGCAAUCGCAAUCCCCCUUGGACCCAAAGUUGAGACCGGGUUUGAAGACCAUAGACGAGUCUUCAUACGGUCACAAUAUCAACUACAACUACAACGCCGAGGAGGAUAUCGCACCCCUAGACCAACCCGCCUCGAUCCAAGCGAUCACGGAUAGAGAACCGUUCCAGGUCUUAGCGAGGCAUAUCUCUGGGAUCAGUCAGACGGGAGCAGGGCCGGCGCUCGAUCCACCGCCGGAUGGAGGGUGGGAAGCGUGGGGAGUCGUCGUGGGCGCUUGGUUUGUCCUCUUUGUAGGGUUUGGGAUCAUCACUUCGUUCGGACAGUUUGCAGAGUAUUAUAUCAAUAACCAACUGGCCAACCAUACCCGCUCGGAGAUCGCCCGUAUAGGCUCCUUUUCCUGCUUCUCCGUCUUCUUCCUCUCCAUCUUUUCUGGACGAUGGUUCGACUCUCAUGGUGCGCGAGCGAUCGUCAUCUCCGGUACGAUCAUCUCGACGGCUGCCCUCUUCUGCUUGGCCUUUUGCAAGGUGUACUAUCAGUUCUUGCUGGCACACCUGCUCUUUGGGAUAGGAUGCGCGUUCCUCUAUUCACCCUGUACGGCGGUCGUCGCGCACUGGUUCCUCAAACGUAGAGCUACGGCGGUGGGGAUCAUCCUCUGCGGAUCAGGUCUGGGCGGGGUCAUCUUCCCCAUCGUCCUCUCCAGCCUGUUCCCCCGACUCGGGUUCAGGAAGACCGUACUCGUCCUAGCAGGCAUGGCGGGGUUUUUGUUCUUGCCGUCCUGGUUCACCGUGAGGGCGAGACUGCCACCGAAACAGAGCAUCCCGUGGUCCCAUGCGGGGAGACCGUGGAAGGAGACCAAGUAUUCGGUGUAUGUCGCUGGGGUCGCGUUGAUCUGGCUCAACUACUUUACGCCGUUCUUCUUUGCCAACGAUUUCGCGGCGAACAACAAGGUGCCGAAACAUAUCGCCACCUAUACCGUCACAUUCCUUCAAGCCGGAUCGUUUUUCGGUCGAGCGCUGUCGGGUCCCUGUGCCGAGCGAUGGGGUGCGAUAGAGACGUUUGUGGUGAGCGGGGUGUUGAGCGGGAUCAUCAUCCUGGCGCUCUGGACGACGGCUGCAGUGGGCACGGCCGGCACGAUCGUCGGAGCGUUCUUGUACGGGUUGUUUAGUGGCGCCGUGAUCGCACUGGUGGCAGCGUGCUGCGCCCAACUUUCGCCCGUCAGAGAGUUCGGGCUGCGUCUUGGGAUGAUGUGGUCGGUCGCCGCGUUGCCAUUACUGGCAGGACCCCAGGUGUCGGGAAUCAUCAUUCAAAAGGAAGGGAAAUAUACAGGAGCCUCGAUCUUUGGCGGGAUUACCAUCAUCGCCGGGUCGUUGUUGACGUUUGCGCCGGUGUUCUGGCGGAGAUGGAGGGCGAGAAGGGGCAAGACUCAACGGGGAAUUGAGGAGGACAAGGUCGUUGCGUAGACAAUGCGACGAGGGUUGACGGCAGCGAUUGCCCACCAAAAUAGACGAAUGAUGUCACGACACAACACUGUAUCCAUAUGA